AUGGAUCCCGGAUAUGACGCGAAUCAAGUCAUGUACGGCGAGGACUACGGCGAACCCGCAUACUACGAUGAACCCCUCCCGGAGGAUAGUAAUUAUGUCGAGGAGUCCGAAGAAGCAGAUCCGGAUGCUUGUACCUGCGACCCAUGCGACUGUGACUGUAAUCCACCUGGAGCGCAAAAGAAGUCAAUUCGUGGGUCCAAACCCUUAAUGGAUGAUGAGUACGAAGGGGAGGGGGAGGGGGAUUUGGGAUGCACUUGCGACCCGUGUGAAUGCGAAACACCUCCUGGAUCUCGCGAGAAGACGAUGACCAUGUUAACCGAAGCUGUUGAAGAGUCCGAAAUGGUGGAUACCGAGGUUUCUCAUCCGUACCAGCUGGAUGAGUUCACGAGAGCAAAAGCUUUUUUCAUGAAUACUAGUACAAAGUCGGGAAUCAGCUUAUAUGAUCACUUGAGCGAUGUUAUCCGAAAACUUUUGGACGAGCGUGCCCCUACAAAUGCAGUCGACUUUCUUGAAGAAAUCAGUAUGAAUGUGAAACGCUAUAGAUUUCAACAGCCCAAGGAUGUUCUUCAGGAUGUAUUUUACAUCAGUGAGCCCGUCUUGAAUGAUGCACGAUUUCUCAAUGAUAACUGGAAGCAAUAUGCGCAAUGGUCUGAUGAAGCCAAGGAAAUUCCAGGAGAAGGUUUUGUAGCAGGAGGUUUCCAAAAUCUUUUGCGACUUCAGUAUUACUUGGAACAAGUUAAUAUUGGGUUGCCUCGUGAAGAAAUGUUUCGUUUAGCGUUGUCCAUUAAAGAUUUGACUGCUAACAGACCUUACAUCACAAAAGCAAGAUUUUGGGGAAAAAUUUUCUGCUCCCGUAAAAACUAUUACGUUGUCGAAGCUGAUAUAAACUCGCCAGGAAACAGUGACGCAGAUUUGUGGCAACCACAAGAAGAAUCGCAGAAUCCCGAAAGCGUCGGUGGGGCUGGCGAUGCUGGUCCUCAAGAAAACAUCCCUGGAGCACAAGCUACAUUUGAAAAAGCGGGCAACGUCGUCCUGAACAGUGACGUUUUGUCAGCAUAUUCAAAAACAUCUGGACUUCCACCCGAAGAACAAGCCAAUCUCCUGCCGAAAACUAAAGCCCCCACGCCACCCUCUGACGGUGGCCUUCUUGGGGAAGGAGAAUGGGGCGGAGAGGAUGCGGGAAAAUCACCCGAGGACGCUGAAGCUGCUGCCGACUUUGCCAAGUGGCAAGGUUACCAGGAAGAGCUGAUGACAAAGUUUCCCACCCCUAACGUUGAAGUUGAAGUGGAAAUCCCCCCAGAAUCGGAUGGUACUGGAGCGAAUAGAAGGGCGUUUUAUGUUUGUAACAUCCUCGGACAACCCUGGGUCCUCCUCCCACCAGCCUCCCCGAAGCAAAUUAAUGGAGCUCGGCAAAUUCGGUGGGGUCUAACUGGAGAGUUAGACGGGAACAUUCGUUCCUUCCCCAACUUUCCAGGAAAAGAGGGUCACCUCCUCAAAGCAAUGUUGACCCGAGCCUCUGCUGGGUCACUUGUCUCACCGAAGGGAUUCUACAGAGGCAACAGCUACCCUUCCGAGUACGAAGGAGAGGACGAUGAAGACAUUGAAGAGGAGGAGGAAUCCAUGAAUCCUCCAGGAGAUGAUAAAGUUACUGCCGUCAAAAAGUACAGGCCACCAAUGGAUUCGCUGACAAAUCCCAAGUUGACUUUUUGGGUACACCACGCCUGCCUGAUCUUACCACAGGGUCGAAACGUUUGGUGGAACCCGUUGCGAGCAAAAAAGCGAGGUGAUGAGACUGAAGACGAGGAAGAAGAAGAAGAAGAUGAAGGAGAGGAAUAUGAGGGUGAGGAUGGGAACAUGGGACCCACUCGUGAAGUUGGACCUCCAUUAUUCACCCCGAUUUCUACCGACGUGGCCCCUGAUGGCAAAGCUCCGUGGACUCUGCAAACCUCAUCCUCGGUCUUUAAGGAGUUUCAAGUUGUUUCCGUUCGCAGCAACACUUGGCCAGGAUCUACUGUGGUUUGUACUAUCAAAGGCAAAGUAGACAACAUUUACUUGGGGGACGGACAAAAGUUUGCGGAUCGUAGUUACGCACCAUUUAUGCAUGAAAAUGUUAUGAGAGAAUACAGAAUUGGUCCGGAGAUUGAAGAAUUUCCAGAUCCCAGUGUUGAGGAAGAGCAGAAAUGGCUCAAUCGUCUCGAGAUGGACGAACUUGGAGAUAUUGAACCCCCAUUCGUUGACAAUGAAGAAGGAUACGAAGAAAUGGAAGAAGCCGGAGAAUAUUCAGAUGAGGAUUAGUUUUCAAUUUGAUAUG
This is a messenger RNA of Folsomia candida, 2311 nucleotides long. It is a transcript of the gene Rsph4a, whose product is annotated as radial spoke head protein 4 homolog A. The transcript is spliced from 11 exons. The record is from RefSeq and is a predicted model, not a curated record. Gene Ontology annotation, biological process: cilium movement involved in cell motility; axoneme assembly; cilium assembly. Gene Ontology annotation, cellular component: radial spoke; axoneme. Lineage: Eukaryota; Metazoa; Arthropoda; Collembola; Entomobryomorpha; Isotomidae. Bases 1 to 2295 code for a protein of 764 amino acids.